AUGCCGGAAGCCGGGCGGGUGCCGCGGGGAGGGGACGGGGGUGACACAGGCCACACAGUUGCAUCACCAGUGGUUGAGCAAGCGUCGCAGCCGGGGCACCUCCCGGACCCGGACGUGGCCGGUGCAGGCACCGGCUGCCCCAUGGGGAUGCCGUCACUCUGCACCCGGGGGGUGGGUGGCCCCGGUCCCCCCGGCUCCAGGCAAGGAGCAGUGCCCCAGGUGCUGAGGAGCUGCACCGAAUUCGUGGAGCAGCACGGGGUGGUGGACGGCAUCUACCGCCUGUCGGGCGUCUCCUCCAACAUCCAGCGGCUGCGGCAGGAGUUCGACAGCGACCGCUGCCCCGACCUGCAGAAGGACGUCUACCUGCAGGACAUCCACUGCGUCAGCUCCCUCUGCAAGGCGUAUUUCCGUGAGCUCCCCAACCCCCUCCUCACCUACCAGCUCUAUGACAAAUUUGCUGACGCGGUGGCCAUCCAGAUGGAAGAGGCUGGUCGGGGGAAGAUCAAGGAAGUGCUGAAGGAGCUGCCGGUGCCCCACUAUAGGACCCUGGAGUUCCUGAUGAGGCACCUCCUGCACAUGGCGUCCUACAGCAGCCAGACCAACAUGCACGCCAGGAACCUGGCCAUCGUCUGGGCACCCAACCUGCUGCGGUCGAAGGACAUCGAGGCGACGGGGUUCAACGGCACGGCGGCGUUCAUGGAGGUGCGCGUCCAGUCCAUCGUGGUGGAGUUCAUCCUCACCCACGUCGAGCAGCUCUUCGGGGACGCUCCUCUCUGCAGUACGUCCUGGCCGGGGAGGCGGGGGAACGCAGAUGGCGAGGGGGUCCCCAGCGGGACCCUGACGCAGCCCCCGCCGUACCACGUGCCGGCCACACUCAGCCAGGGCGACGGGCCCCCUCCAAUCCGGCCCUACCACACCAUCAUCGAGCUCAGCGACCACAGGAGGAAGGGCUCCCUCAAGGCCAAGAAGUGGAGGUCCAUCUUCAACCUGGGUCGCUCCAGCCACGAAGCCAAACGCAAGCUGGUGAAGGCGGAGGAGAAAGAUAACAAGUGCGACAAAAUAAGCUUGCGGCCAGCCAAGAGCAUGGACUCGCUCAGCUCCGUCCCCUUCGCCAGCGACGACAACCCUCGGCUGAGCAAGAAGCAGUCGGAGCCGCCACAGCGCCGGGAGAGCUUCGCCCCCUGCCAAUCGCUGCCGGCGCCAGAGAGCUGCCCCGAGCUGGACGAGAGCCUGGAGGAGAAGCUGAAGGGGAAGGAGGAGCCGCGGGGCCCCGAGUCGGAGGGUGAAAGCAGCACCAAGUCGGAGCCCACCACCCCCAAAGCUGGCCGGGCCUUGCUGGUGACCCCCGGCCGCUCGCCCAAGGCCGCCCGCAGCCGUGCCGAGAAGUGGGAGGAGAAGGUGGAUGCGGAGGAGACCCGGCUCUCCCUGGAGCUGCGGGACUCCUUCGCCUUCCUGGACAGCCAGGAGACGUGGCUGGAGGGCAGUGGGGACUGGGAGCUGGCGGCACGGUCCCUGCUGCCGGACACCUGCCCUGGGGACAGCGAGGGGUUCCCGGCCAUGGAGGAGGGGAUGGACAGCGGGUUCAUGAAUCCGGGGGAGCCCCCCAUGGAGCAGCCCGCCAGCUACCUCUCCAUCGAGGAGUGCAUGGACGAGGAGAUGUUCUUCAUGGCUCCCAGCGGCUCGGACAUCGAGGACCGUGCCGGGGACACCGACUCGGAUGACAUGUUCCUCAGUGCCCACGACGACCUCAGCCCGCUGGUGGCAUCGCUGGAGCCCCUCGACCAGCCGCUGGGUGAGGGUACAGCCCCGGAGACCCCGGCACCGGCCCAACCUGACACCAAUGGCACUGAUGGCACCGCCGUGCCGCAGGACAGGUCUCCGACACCGGGGCCGGCAGGGCCGUGCCCCACGGAGGAGGACGCUCCGGGUGAGGGGGAGCACCCGGGGGACCCUGCUGGGGUGCUGGCAGAGGCGGGGGCAGCAGACACCAGCCAGCUCCCAGGGGAGGGCAGUGGAGGGGAAGGGGCCACAGACGGCGGACCUGGCCCCAGCAGAACUGACUCCAGUGCUGAAGCCAGCCUGGGGGACGAGGGCGGAGGAGCCGGGGGCCCCACGGGAGCAGGGCCGGUUCUCCACCCCGAUGC
This is a messenger RNA of Nipponia nippon (crested ibis), 2144 nucleotides long. The record is from RefSeq and is a predicted model, not a curated record. NCBI's taxonomy places the organism in Eukaryota, Metazoa, Chordata, Aves, Pelecaniformes, Threskiornithidae.